AUGGAUAACUCAAUUGUGUUGCUCAACUUUCUCAUUAUUGUCAAUUAUGCCGCCGUUACCAAGCCAAUGGAUUCUGUUUCCGAUAUAUUAUCUGCCGAAGGCUAUCGAAACGAAGUGCACAGUGUGACUACAUUCGAUAAGUACAUUCUAAAACUUCAUCGAAUCCCAUCUGAUAGCAUCUCUAGCAAAGUCGUCGUAAUCCUUCACGGCUUAGGCGCAUCUAGUUACGCAUUCGUAAUAACUGGUCCAGGCAUUCCCAGAAAGAACUCAAUAACAUUUAAGUUGGCUAAUCACGGCUGUGACGUUUGGUUGAUAAAUGUAAGGGGUACGGACUAUUCGCACCAUCAACACUUGUUACCAACGUCUUCAAAGUACUGGCAAUUCAGUUUGGAUGAAAUAGUAAAGUACGAUCUGCCAGCCAUCAUCGACUACGUUUUGAUGAAAACUAAUCAAACGUUUGUGCAUUUUGUUGGUCAUUCGCAAGGUACAACUGUUGUCAUGGCAAUGUUGUCGUUGUUUCCUCGGUAUAAUAAGAAAUUGAAAACGUUGCAUCUAAUGGCACCUUCUGUGUACUUUACUAACGCUGCACCUCUUUUAAAAACCGGUGUGAUGUUCUCCGAACCGUUAGAGGUAAAGAAGUGGUAG
Bradysia coprophila is the source of this 645-nucleotide messenger RNA. Its product is annotated as lipase 1-like. The record is from RefSeq and is a predicted model, not a curated record. NCBI's taxonomy places the organism in Eukaryota, Metazoa, Arthropoda, Insecta, Diptera, Sciaridae. Gene Ontology annotation, molecular function: hydrolase activity, acting on ester bonds.